Molecule: messenger RNA, 1026 nt
Organism: Morone saxatilis (striped sea-bass)
Lineage: Eukaryota; Metazoa; Chordata; Actinopteri; Moronidae
Gene: setd9
Product: SET domain containing 9
Exons: 1
Coding region: 70-909 (279 amino acids)
Molecular function (GO): protein binding
Source: RefSeq, a predicted model, not a curated record
UCGAGAUUCGUGAAAACAGGCUAAAACUCCUCUGUGUCCGACAGGUCCGACCUAUAGACGGUGCUCUGAAUGUUCAGAACUGCUCUAACGAGGUUUCAGGACAAGUGGAGGUCGUACAGACACAGGUUCGUGCCUUGGGUUGUACUCAACUUGUCUAAAAAUGAGAAAACUCUGCGGCAGGUGAAGGAGAGCUCGAAAGACAAACUGGUCCCGGACGAGGAGGUCUCUCAGAGGCUGCUGGAGCUCUUCAGGCUCCUGCUCAGGAGUCAGCGGGCUCAUCAUGGGGCUGCUCAAACUCACUUUCUCAGUGAAGACCAGGCUGGUGGAGGACACCCAGUGUGUGGACAUGAUGCCAUGGUACAGUCUCUGGGAUUCUGCAUAGACCGGAGGCCCAGCACUUUGCCCUCUGCAGGGACCGGAGUGUUUGUCACCAGAGGAUUUGUGCCCAGAGGAGCUACAGUUGCCAUGUACCCUGGCACUGUCUAUCAAGCCUAUGAGCCAAUUCUCCUCCAGUCCAUCAGAAACCCGUUUGUGUUCAGGUGUAUUGAUGGUGUCUUGCUUGAUGGGAAUGACAAAGGUAUCUCCAGAAUGGUGUUCAGGUCAUGCAGUGGCAGGGACAGAAUAGGACCUUACAUGAUGAGUGACACCAGCUGGCUGACAGAUAGUCCAGGAAACCCUCUUGCUGUGGGUCAGUACGUGAACAACUGCUCCAAUGAGUGGCCUGCUAACGUGUGCUAUCAGGAGUAUGAUGUGCCGGAGCAGUUCCCCAUCGAGCUGCGCCAGUAUCUGCCUAAUGUCAACUACAGCCCGGACACACACAGGCCUCUGCGCUGUGUGGUCCUUGUGUCACUCAGAGACAUUACAGCAGGGGAGGAACUCUUCUCCAACUACUUCACCAUUGUGCAUUAGAGUCCAAGUACACUCCACUGAGAAUGUUUUUCAAAUUCAAACAAUAUUGUCAUUGUCUGUCUUCCACAUUUAAAAUCUAUCUUUGUACACUUGAAUAAAGGUGAAAUGUGUCUUGAA